This is a messenger RNA of Mesocricetus auratus (golden hamster), 7366 nucleotides long. It is a transcript of the gene Kcnk10, whose product is annotated as potassium two pore domain channel subfamily K member 10. Gene Ontology annotation, molecular function: potassium ion leak channel activity. NCBI's taxonomy places the organism in Eukaryota, Metazoa, Chordata, Mammalia, Rodentia, Cricetidae. Gene Ontology annotation, cellular component: membrane. The transcript is spliced from 7 exons. Gene Ontology annotation, biological process: potassium ion transmembrane transport; stabilization of membrane potential. The record is from RefSeq and is a predicted model, not a curated record. The coding region runs from base 586 to 2202 and encodes 538 amino acids.
UGGGGUGGGGCGAGUGCUCUGUGAUCAGCCGAGUGAGGCUGACGUGCCCGCCCGAGCGCGCGGCUGGGUGUGUGCGCGCCUGUAUGUGUGUGUGUGUGCGCGUGUGUGUGUGUGCGUGCGUGUGUGUGUGUGUGUGUAUGUGCGUGUGUGCGAGCGAGAGAGGGGUAUGAACACGCCUUUGGGGACCCGAGGGACUCUGCGGUGGGCUUCUCUCCGGCGUCGGCCCUGUGGCUGGCUGCUCAGCUUUGCAUCUGCCUACCGCGCUUCUGCAGAAGCAACCCCGCUCUUUCAUCCUCUCGGAACCACCCUCAGCAUCCAAUCUUACUUUUUCUUUCACCCACGAGGGCAGCAGCUGGCCGAGACCUCCUUAACCGGUGCAAACAUCCAAGCCAGUGCUCAGUGUUUUCCUCAGCUAGUAUUUUCCCGCUUGUCUCUCUUUGGGGGCUCCCCACGAGCCACUCCAAUGCUCCUCCACCCUUAAAAACUGUUCCGUUGGUCUCUUUAACCGAAGAGUUGUAAAUCUUGAAGACUUUAUUAUUAUUAUUUUGAUUCUUUCCGUUUCAUCCCCCUGUGGACAACGGAGCAAUGAAAUUUCCAAUCGAGACGCCAAGAAAGCAGGUGAACUGGGAUCCUAAAGUGGCCGUGCCUGCAGCAACUCCACCCGUGUGCCAGCCCAAGAGUGCCACUAACGGGCCCCAUCCGGUUCCCCGCCUCUCCAUUUCCUCCCGAGCCACGGUGGUAGCCAGGAUGGAAGGCGCCUCCCAGGGAGGCCUGCAAACAGUCAUGAAGUGGAAAACAGUGGUUGCCAUCUUUGUGGUUGUGGUGGUCUACCUCGUCACAGGUGGCCUUGUCUUCCGGGCGUUGGAGCAGCCCUUUGAGAGCAGUCAGAAGAACACCAUCACCUUGGAGAAGGCAGAAUUCUUGAGAGAUCAUAUCUGUGUGAGCCCCCAGGAGCUGGAGACACUGAUUCAGCAUGCCCUCGAUGCUGACAACGCAGGGGUCAGCCCGGUAGGAAACUCUUCCAACAGCAACAGUCACUGGGACCUCGGAAGUGCCUUUUUCUUUGCCGGAACUGUCAUCACCACCAUAGGGUAUGGGAAUAUUGCUCCAAGCACCGAAGGAGGCAAAAUCUUUUGUAUAUUAUAUGCCAUCUUUGGGAUCCCACUCUUUGGUUUCUUAUUGGCUGGAAUUGGAGACCAACUUGGAACCAUCUUUGGCAAAAGCAUUGCAAGAGUGGAAAAGGUUUUUCGAAAAAAGCAAGUGAGUCAGACCAAGAUCCGAGUCAUCUCAACUAUUCUGUUCAUCUUGGCUGGCUGCAUCGUGUUUGUGACGAUCCCUGCUGUCAUUUUUAAAUACAUCGAGGGGUGGACAGCCUUGGAGUCCAUUUACUUUGUGGUGGUCACUCUGACUACAGUAGGCUUUGGUGAUUUCGUGGCAGGGGGAAAUGCUGGCAUCAAUUACAGAGAGUGGUAUAAGCCGCUGGUGUGGUUUUGGAUCCUUGUUGGCCUUGCCUACUUUGCAGCUGUCCUCAGUAUGAUCGGAGACUGGCUUCGGGUUUUAUCCAAAAAGACAAAAGAAGAAGUGGGUGAGAUCAAAGCCCAUGCAGCCGAAUGGAAAGCUAAUGUAACCGCUGAGUUCCGGGAGACAAGAAGGCGGCUCAGCGUUGAGAUCCAUGAUAAGCUACAGCGAGCAGCCACCAUCCGCAGUAUGGAGCGCCGGAGGCUGGGCUUGGACCAGAGGGCCCACUCCCUGGACAUGUUAUCCCCAGAGAAGCGGUCUGUCUUUGCAGCCUUGGAUACAGGCCGUUUCAAGGCCUCAUCCCAGGAAAGUAUCAACAACCGACCCAACAACCUGCGCCUUAAGGGGUCAGAACAGCUCAAUAAACAUGGGCAAGGCGCUUCUGAGGACAACAUCAUCAACAAGUUUGGGUCCACCUCCAAACUCACCAAGAGGAAAAACAAAGAUCUCAAAAAGACCUUACCCGAGGAUGUUCAGAAAAUCUACAAAACCUUCCGGAAUUACUCUCUGGAUGAAGAGAAGAAAGAGGAGGAGACGGAAAAGAUGUGUAACUCAGACAACUCCAGCACAGCCAUGCUGACAGAAUGUAUACAGCAGCAAGCUGAGAUGGAGAAUGGAAUGAUACCCACAGACACCAAAGACCAGGGGCUGGAGAACAACUCAUUACUUGAAGACAGAAACUAAAUGUUAUAGACACUAGAGUUGGACUAAGUGUUGUCUUGUUUUUUGUUUGUUUUGUUUGGUUUUUCUUUUUCCUUUUUAAAAAAAUUAUUCACACUGAGACACGUGCCUUAAACAGACUUGUUAGUCCAAAAUUACAUAACAUUGAAGAAUAUAUUUCACUGUGCCAUACACAACUGAAAGCUUGCUCUGCCAAAAGGGAUCAGACAAGAGCUUCAUUUCAGAUAGUGGUGGCAGGACACAUGGGGAGCGUUUGCAUACAAAGCAAGUAUAGGCUGUCCCCUUGAGGGGAGUUCCAGGGGCAAUGCUAUAGCCCUCACAGAACACCACUCUGACGUGGCACAUAGACAGACAAGGGCAGCUGUUCCUUAGACUAGCCUCUGAGAGGACAGGUUUGUCUUUUGAAUGCAGCCUCCAUUCCUGAACCUACCUUUAGUGAUAGGUUAUACACAAAAUGGGCAGCUGUGUGCAGGUGACCUGGUAACUUCAGCUAGGGUUUCAUUGGGCCUUUUGGCAUGUCCUCAGCUUGAAUUUCGACAGGCCAUAGUGCAGAACAUCUACUCCAGAUGAUUGUCCUUGGGACCCAAGAGUACCUGGAAUUUUUGGAAGCUGAUCAGAGCACACAUUUUGUAGGGUGCAAUUGCUUUUCUCAUUUAAAAAAAAAUCAGACACAUCCCACUGUGGGCAGCUCCUUAACCAAUGAUAGAAGCCCACUGAAUUUUGUCCUUUUGGUAGGAUGGGUAAUCCAUGUAGGCUUGCAAGCGUUGGUGAAAACACCACCUUAGCCACUACCUGGUUGGAAGGCAAAUCUUGCAUUUUCUUCAGUGGGUGAAGAUAAACUGAUUUUGGAACAUUCAUACUCACUUUUCUACAGGAACUUUAAUUAUAACUUGUUUUGAUAGGAGGGAGGAAAUACCAAAAUUAUUGCCUUUGCAUGAUGCCAGUGGCUUGCUGUUCUGUCCAGCUGAUCCUAAUUUUUUUAAAUAAAAAUAAGAAUAGACAUCUUGUGUUUGUGAGACACACCAAGGAGGACUAUGGCAUCUUUCCAUCUCAGGGCUUUUUGUCCUUUUGGGUGUCUUAGAGUAGACAAAGCUAUGAGACUCAAUCUUGCUAUUUCCAUAUAAAAGGAAAAUGAAUCUCUCACUCAGCUCUUGUAUAUUAAGAUUGAAAUGGUUUAAGUUGUUUGCAGCUUAAGUGCAUUAAUCCCAUUUAAAGAGUAAUACUGAAAAGGAGUAUUUCAAAGAUUUUCACUUCAUUCUUGCGUUUCAUCACGCCAUUGUCAAUUUCACUUUAUGUUUGUUUCUUUAUGCCUUUAUUAUGGGGACAAACCCUCCCUCAUCUGUUCAUCUCACACCUGCUAUUACUCAAAUGGUAACUACUCCCCUAUCAUUGUUUCUAGGCAAAUAACGAUCAGCAUGUAAUCAGUGACUGUUUAUCGGGUUACAAUGCUCAGUGAAGGAACACUGCAGGAAAGGUCCAAUUGUAGGUUUGGGGAGAAUGAUCUUUUAAAAAGGAUUUUCAUCAGAAAGGUGAAAUUCAUAGCAGGCUUUCGGCUCACCUGUGUAUGCUUCAGCUUUAAUCAGAUUUGGUAACAUGUUGGUUCAGCUAGCUAGUGAUCUGGGCCCCUGCACUUAAACAUUUGGAUUCUAAAAUUAUGAGAAAAUUGCUGGCUAUGCAGCACCACCUUUGGUAUUUUAUGGAUUUUUCUAUAACUAAUUCACAGAGCAUAUUUAACGAAAGAUCAUAGCACAAGUGGAUACUUCCAGAAUCCAUCCAUCAUUUUCUAACUCUGAGGGGGAAUUAUGCCCAUUGCCUCUCCUUGACCACUGGUACCAUGGAAGACCCAUCACCCCUGUCUAUUUUCCCCCAAAUGCACUGCUUAUAGCUGCCCCUUCUUGGAGCACAGAAGCCCCUGUUUCCCAGAUCCCAAACCUUCAGGAUCUUGUUAGAGAUCUGAGAAGUCAAAUAAGAAUCACUAUGGUGAGGCUUUUUCUGUCAAGACUUUGUCUGGGAUAACUCUUGUCUGGGAUAACACUGGUGUUCUGCAUAGUACGGCGUAGACUCUAGGAUAUGAGACUUAUACAGGUGUGGGUGCUGGGCUUUCAUUAUGGCAAGGGUCCAGACUGACUCAUUGUGUUAAAGAACAGAUAAGUGGGAUUUCUCUUGUUCUGACAAGUUUCCCAAUGACACUGCACGUGGAUCUCAUUCAUUUAGGUUUCCACUAUAUGGUACCUUGGUAUGUCUUUACGACUGUGUUAAAGCUGCAGGCACUGGAUCUAUAUCUGAUGGAGAAGCACCCCUGUCAUUUGUUUGGUGUGCCUUUCAUGGGCUUGACACUGGAUGGGUACGUUCUAUGGCUCUCACUGAAACCUCACCGUGUCCUAUGGGAAGCAUUCUCACACCCUUUGUAGAGACGAGGAUGCAGAGACUCAGGGAGGCUAAGCAACUUGCCAGUAGUGCACAGCAGGAAGGUGGUGGAGCCCAAUCUUAGUGUUGCUGCAGUGUCCACAUGGUGUGCCCUUGUGAAUGAGAGAGAGCAUGUACAUGUGUGCGGUUGUGUGUGUUGCAGUGUGCACAUGCACACACCUUACAAAUUUCAUGAGCACAGUUGACAGAGGUGAGGAGAAGACAGGCAUUUUUACCCCUAUGAGGGCACAGAGUUUUGGGGGUAAACCUGCCCUAAAAGGUUGCCCUCGAAGAUACCCGCUGUAUGCUCUUGACUUGGGGAGGCCAUGGACAGCACCUUUUCUCCAUUGCUACAAACGCCCCUCAAAAGCACUCUUUUGCACUUUACUUGAUUUUCUUGCAGGAAUUCUUCAGGCAGCAGGAAUUAGACAGCUCAGAGGUCUGUGAUAUGUGAUCAGCCAAAUGGAACAGGUGCCCCAGUUGGGUGUGUGCGUAGUUGUAUUCAAGAGAAUCAAACCGCAGUAGUACUGAGAAUCAAACAUAAUCUUGGAUUGAGAGUGUGCAACCCAUCUCCUGAGUGUUGGAUACAGGUUCUAAAUGAUGACAGAGAGUACCCUCUGUGACAAGAGUGUAUGUGGACAAAGUGUUCCAAAAACUGUGAAGUACUCUCCAAAGGAGAAGCUGAAGGGGGUCGAGAGAUUUCUCAUCGUGUGUACAUGCUAAGCCUAUAUUGGUGGUUUUGAUGUUACCCCUGUAAAGGUGGGGGACAAAUAACAUGUGAUAAGACAGCUUCUGUGUGUUACAUACAAACAUCAGCCUAGCCCCUCUCCUUCCCAUCAGUACCCCUGCCCCUCUUAAACCCAGAAUAAAUGCAAGGAUGUUACACUUGGGAAGGGCACGUGUUUGGUGUCUUCAGUGGGCAGUUUUUUGCUUCAUUUGGUGGCUGGGUACAUAAUUGUUCUCUCAUCUGGAGGUUUACUGGUGGGAGCCAAAGGACAGCUUGGAGAGACUUGAUUAUAAACCCAGUCCUAACUUCAUAUGAUUCACUCUGGCUGUUUGUUAGUUUUGGUAUAGGGUUGUCUAGUGUGCAUGUGUGUGGCAUGUGUGGUGUGAAAGGGGUCACUGACCUACAAUUCAGGUAUCUGAAAGUACUGCUUGUGUUCUCCCCCCAUUACAGCCUAUGCUCACGGGCAGGCACACUUCCUCACAGUGUACCUCACCUGCACACCAAGAGGAUCAAGCACAGAUUAUUACCAAACCUUUCCCCAGUUGUAUAGUGCUCAGAGAGAACACUUCCCACUCCAUGAGUUAAUUUAAUCAGAAAAUAAGUUAAGUUGAAUUUCUGAGGAUUGACUAAUGGCCCCAUCCCAUCCUCGGUUUGUUUCCUGCAUGGUUGGUGGAGACCAUAUGUAUUUGAGAGACUAGUGUCCAAAUUAGGAUCAUGUCCCAUAUAGGCUCUGUCCACUGAUCUAGUAUAGCACUCCUUCACCUGGCAGAUCACGGGAUGAAAGGUUUUUAUUUUUUGGGUGGGGUGGGGUGGGGCAGGGCAAUGGUAUUAAGACUAGUCAAUGAUUUGUAAACCAUUGCUAUUUGCACUCAGUUGUCCUAAAACUCCCUUUGAUUGAGUUGUGAAUUCCUGUCCUUCUCUCUUCUUCCAGUACACAAAGACACACAUGCAUGUAGGAAAUGACUCUUUGGGUUCUACGGGGACAACUUCAUGUUCUAGUUGUGCUAGAAAACUACCCCUCUUCCCCUUUCUGAGGUGUUAUUUCUUGGGGAAGUCAAAGCUGCUUAUCUAUUUGUAUGCUUGGUCUGGGGGAUUAGUGAAAAUGUGUGCCAGGGUUCUGAUUGAGGUAGUCAUGGGAUAGAACGUGAGCCAUCCCGUGUGCAGAAUGGUUCUAGUAUCAGCGCAAAGACUCCAAAAGGAAAUGAAGCAAAGCAAGCUUGCGGAGCCUCUCUAUAAAAGAAAACGAGUCCCACUGCCUUCUGCAGCUUGGCCUUCUGCGUUUUGCCAGUGCUUCCUGUCUGGCAGCCUUUCUCACCAUUAGGAUACAUCUGUGUGCAAAGACAGUGACUGAGUGGACAUGGGAAGGUUCUUCUGAUACAGCAUAAGAACUACUUAAUAAUGGCCUCAAAGAAUAGCUAUGUUACACUUCACUACCCUCUUCCAUGGUCCUUUCAUUUCUGUGUCAUAUGACACCAGCUUAGUGGUAUGGAGAAGUGAGAAGUGUUUACAAAUGCCUGAGAUUGGGGACCCCCUUUUGUUCUCUGUCUUUAAGUGAAAACAGUUUCCCAUGCGUUAAAAAGAAACCCCUUUGAAGACUUCCAGUUCAUUAACUCGGUAGACUUGUGCCACAGAGACUGCUGCAUGGCCUGUUCCGUGUGGCUAGGGCUCUAGUUAGAAGGGCAAAGCUGCAGCCAGGACUAGAAGUGAUAUGCAAACCACCCUGUGUGCUAACCUUUUCAUCCCUUUUCUGUCCAGAGCUCAGGCAAGGGACCCAGUGAUGGCAGACAAUAAACCCAUGUGUGGAGAUGUUUUACCUAUUUUUCUCUUUGUAGGACUUCAUGGUGCUUUUAUUUAUUUUUAAGAAAAAGGCAUUUUACAGUUAAUGAUGUGUUUGGGGGGCAUUUCAUAUUGUUCGUAGGAGAAGUGGGAAUUUGCUUGUAACAUUUCAAUAAGCUGUGCUGCUAUUGUCUUGAUGUAAUAUUUUUUUUCCCAAUGGUGGAGAACAUUGCAACAAAGAUCUUCCUGAGGAUCCAA